Molecule: messenger RNA, 5106 nt
Organism: Labrus bergylta (ballan wrasse)
Lineage: Eukaryota; Metazoa; Chordata; Actinopteri; Labriformes; Labridae
Product: overexpressed in colon carcinoma 1 protein homolog
Source: RefSeq, a predicted model, not a curated record
GUGUGUGUGUGUGUGUGUGUGUAUGUGUGUGUUUGUUUUGUGUAUAAAAGCCUCUCUCUCCAUGCUUUCACUUCACUCCUGUAGCUCCCUAUUGCAUUGCAGAGAGGAGCAAGAACUGAAGAGUGGAGAGGGGGGGACACGACCAGAGGAAAUCUCUGUGUUACAGUGGGAGACAUUUCUUUGACCUUCCCUCUUUUUUCUCUCUCUGUCUCUCUCUCUGUCUCUCUCUCUCUCCCCCUUACUCCCUGAUCUCCACAUGUUUUUCGGGUCUCCCUUUUUUCUGCCUUCUCCUUCUUUGUAGACGUCUCUGCUCUGCUUGGACGGUGGCUGCAUUGAUGCAAAAUGGGUUGUGGCAAUUCCUCAGCCACCAGCACAUCAGGAGGGGGGCCAGCAGACGCCUCCAAAGAUGUGACAGAAGAUCCCACGGUAGACGAUGAGAAAAGAAGGAACUAUGGCGGCGUAUAUGUAGGUCUACCUGCGGACCUGACUACCGUGGCUGCCAGUCAGUCUAAGUCUACACAUAAAGACUAACAGCAACUGAAAGGAACCACAGGAUCCUGCGUAUUCAUUCAUCCAGAGACACUCACAUCACUUAAUACAGUCUCAGCCUGUUUGAGCCAGGAUGUGGACAGCUUGCCAGAGCACAUUAGACGCCCCCUCAUGGAGUCAGGGGGGGCACAGUGAUGCAGGGGUGCGGAGUGGAGGUCUUGAGACAGCAUCCAUCAUCAACCUUAACUUUGCAAAAAAAGCAGAUGGGCAUGGGAGCGGACAAGCAGCCUCCCUGAGACUGGCAGCAGCUGGCUUUGUGACAGCCAUCUUUGCUUCUCUGUCACACCGCUCGCACGUCCUCUUUCUUUCUCAGGGGGAGACAGCGGAGCCAGUCAACUCUAUGAACUGUCUUGGACUUGCGCACAUUCCCAACAGCCCCCUGCAAAAAUAAUCACUGCUCCGUUGUUUCUCUGAGGACGUCAUCAAUGAUUCAUUGUGUGGCUGAGACAGAAAGUUAGAGAGACAGAGAAUAAUCUCAGCAGCUAGUUUUCUUUUUAAAGAUGUCCCCAAAUGUCCCUGGAUGUGUAAAGCAGUGUGUACCUGGUGUUGCCACUUAACUUGUGCCCCAGACUUGUUAUGUAACGUCAUCAUCAUAUGACUCAUGAUACUCUCUCUCGUUCCUUCUUUUGCCCUCCCUCUCUCUCUCUCAUGCUCUCUCAGCAGCUGCUUGUUUUUCUUUGAUUCUAGGGCUUCUGGGUAAAUCACACAGCUCCUAUAAUCUUUCCCAGAAGCAGUUUGUUUAUAUCUCAUAACACAAAUGUGAUGUCAUGUAAAAUGUAAACAAAGGAAGUCUAUUAGCAAUGACAGAAUCCAUGACUAUAUAUUAUAUCCUCCCUUGUUUUUUAUAAAUCGAUUGUCAAUGUAUGUAGAUCUUGUUAGAGUCCAUUUUAUACAAUAUAUAAUCUCACACUUUAUUGUGAAGGGUGUUCUUCUCUAUGUAAUACACUUAAGGUAAAGCUAGGGCUAGGUGUUUUUAUUUUUUUUAAAUUGUCAACAUUUCCCAUGUGUAGGCUUAGACCACUUGUACUUUGGUGUGACACAAAAUUCUCAUCACAAGGUCCGAUCACUUGGUGCUAUACUUGGUUUCUUUUAUACUUUGACCUACUUUAGCUGAGUCUUUCACUUCAACUGAGUCGAAGAUGAUACAACCUUGGACACAUAUUUGUUAUAAAAUUUAUGGGUCCUAUUUUAUUUAAAUCUGAACUUCCCACACAAUAAUCAGGAAAGUCUUUUUUCCCCCCUUUUUAAAAAAAAAAAUGUCUUUACUUUCUGUCUUCUCAGGUUCCAAGCUUUUUUUGUUUCAACUGAUGAUUCACAUCCAUGUAGAACGGAGUUGAGAAUGAAUAGAUUCAUUCAAAAGACCCAACUAUUUCCCAAAGCAGCUGGGCACUGUAGUUUUUUUUACAAAAAGAUUCCUCGACAGCAGUGAAAAGUGUGCUUUUUGGGACUAUUUUCAGUUGUGGAUUAAUACACAUUUGUGUUAUCGUUAGUGCCCUAGUGAGUAUUUACAAUAACAGGACAGUGUCUGACCUCAUUUUCCACUAUAUAGUAUAAUUUACAGCUUUGCUACCUUACUUUUGAUACCAGGUUAUUCUCUGAUAACUUUUAAUGUAAAUGUUCUCAGAGGUCAAAGCAAUCGCAUGGCUAUGAGAGUAACAUUGAUUCAAAUUGGGGUCAUGCUACAGAAAAUAGAAUAAGCAUUGACUAAGCGCUUUUUUAGUGACCAUUCUAGUUGUGAUUCUCUCUCAACAAUCAAUGGAGUGUUUUAACUAGACCAUAUUAGAGGUGAUACUUAAAAAAUAGCACCAAGCACUAUCCAUUUCUUUUGCCAGUGGAACAAAGACAAAGAACCGUUUAAAGCAUGUCUGGCCAGUAAGCGUUAAGCCAUACCAUUGUGUAUAAAAGGAGCCAUUUGUGGAACACAAUAAAUCUAUAGUGCCCUUGUUCAUCAUAAUGUCACCCAGUACAGCAAUAUGACUCACUGAUGUAUUUUACAAGAGGUCUAUAGUGCAGGAGAAUGAGCGACUGUAUAUCAAACUUCUGCUUUCGUAAAGCUCUAUAUGUGUUCGUCGGACCAAUCCAUUGUUUUUUUUCAUGGGAUUUGUUGACAACAAGAAAAAUAUCACCAACCUAAGCUUCCCACAAGAAAUCUCAUCACAGUAUUCUCAGAAAUACAAAAAAAACAGUUACAGCUGGGACAAAAGUCAUUUUUCAGCCAGGCCCUUGACGGCCCUCUCCUCUGAUGAAUGUACAACAUCCUUCACUCACCAGGAGCCCAGAGGAGGAUGGAAAUAGGCCAACUUCAGACACUUGUUAUCAAGAGAUGUUCUUUUUCGUGCGACACAAAAUGGUUUUAUUUGCCUUUGUGUGUCUGUGUGUGUAGCAUUAAAUGAGCAAUCGUAUAAAAACGAAGACUUCUUUCACCAUGCCUAAACACAAGCUUACUGUUUACCAUCUGUUACCGUCUGUUUAAGUGAAACUAACUAGCUUCCAUUAUCUGUCACAUUGAUACAAAAGGAUUUCAUGUAGUGUCUUAUGAUUACAAGCCAUUUGUUAGCUCACAUUCUUCCAGCGUUUACACUGUUGAUCUGCGACAGAGAUAUACAGUGAUCUACUGUAUACAAAAGGAGCGGUUUUAUGAACUGUUUAGUUUACAGCACAUCAGUACUGCAGUUUGCCUCCAGCAUUGUAGCACUAAUUUGAUCAAAACCCCAUCUGAGACGUGAUAUUUUUGGUGUCCCUUUUCUCAGAAGUCUACAUCUCCGUCCUGCUGCUGCCUCAGUCGCUCUGCGUGAGUCCGCACCAGAGGCCUCUGGCUUUGACAGCAUGUUGCACCGCUUGUCUCUCCCUCUUUUAUCAACCACUCUUUGCCCUUUGUGGCUGAUCCUCCUGUAUAUGAUGAAUGCCGUUGCCUUUGCCCUAUUCAAUUAGUCCAGCAGGGACACUAGGGCAAAAUGUGGAUCCCUUAAAAUGCCACUGUGGUGCAUUGUGGGAUAGUUAAACAAAGCUGUGGUAAGCAGUAUGUCAUUGAAUGUUGUUUGGGUGGGCUGUGUCUAAAGUAGUAUAUUCUGCAUUAUAAGAAGUAGUUGAAAGGAAUACAUAUAUUCUCUUUCAUACCAGAGUUAGAUGUGAAGAUUGAUAUGACUUUCAUGUCUGUAUGCUAUAUAUAAAGCUACAAGUAGCAGCCGGUUAGCGUAAACCCUUUUCACACAUACAGAAAUCUCCUGAAAAACUCCUGAGAUUUGGCUACCCGGAGGUGCUUUAGGCAUUGUGUGAACGCAAAAAGCCACAUUUUUCUUGCGGUCUUUACCUGGAGUUUCUCCGGCCAGACCCCUAGUAUUUUUUUUCUUCGGAAAAUCCGAGUGAGCUGAUGUCUGAACGCGGCAGCAUAUACUCCGCAGAUUUCAACUCGAGCCAAUAGAAAACGGCUUUAGCUUACUGUAGCAUAUUGACUGAAACAAGAGGGAAAUAGCUAGCCUAGAUCUCUGCGGAAGUUUUCAAACCAACCUACCACAACCAUGUCUCUUGUUUUAAUGUUACUUUACCACUUUUCUUAUCAUGUGGUAAAAGCAGCAUAUCACUUGAUUAUGUGUACAGACAAGAGUCUUUCUUUGAAACAUUACAUUAAUUAUACAGUACAAUAUGAGCUAUUAUCAAGUCGAGUCCAAAGUCAUGAAAUUUGUGACUCGAGUCUACACUUCUGGUUGUACUACUUCAGUGUUUGCUAAGAGAUUGUUACUGUGGAUAGUUUUGAAUUCAGGGGUGUGUCCAAACUCCAGCCUGUGGUGGCGUUUAGGCAAUAACUUACUUUAUGUUUAAGUUAGACUUUAAACAGGACGGACAGCUACGUCUCAUUCACUGCUGACAUUUUCUGUAUGUAACAUAGCCACACACAUUUGAUUAAUGCUGAUGUCACUAAAGAGUGGAAAUGGCAUUGCAAGAAAGCCAAUUUUGACACAAAAUGCUUAGUCAGACAUUACACUUUUAUACAAGGCUUUUUAGUAACAACGUAACUGGUCAGGUACAUUUAUUAAGGUUUCUUUUGAAUGUUUAUAGAAAAAACUGAAUUUAUUGGCAUUGUGUGUUUUGUUGUUGCAUCAGCUCAUCUUUGUGGUAUGAAUCUUCUCAUGUUACUUAUGUUGCACAAUAGCAGAAAAGUUAAUUUUUCAAACAGUCAGACAUCCCCUUCAAUGUUUGGACUCACAAGAUCCUUAUGGUUUUGGACCAUUUGAAAUUGUAUAAUUAUUUUCUCACACUGAAAAAGACUUGAAGUUGUGAUAAAAAACAAACAAACAGUGUCUCUUUGUGAUAUCGACCACUGAAAGAUGUUACUGUUACAGAGGUGAUGACUGAGUUGAUAGAAUUCUUUAAUGAUGUUUUACACUGAAAAUCAUAAUUGGCUGUUCAUUGUCUCUUGUUCAAAUGUUUUGUCUUGACUUUCAUUCACUGAUGUUCUUCAUAUGUCAGAGUUUUAUAAUAAAUGUCCCCACAAACCAAUUCAUCAACUAUGCUGACAUGAGGUGAAUAAAAAAAACAUGCCUGCCUCUGACAAACUCA